UGAGGCGCGCGUCGUCAGCUCCCGUUGCAGAAUAGUAAUUGUGGGAGUCUACGAUAUAUAUUAAAACUCAUCAGUAAAAAGUUGGCAACAGCGACGGCGAAAGAACAAUGACAAAGGGAGGAGAGAUGGAGUGGAGGGGUCGCCUGACCAUUCCAACACCAUUUGGAUUUGUCUCGGGGAAGAGCAAUUAGGGUAUUUAGAGAGAGAGAGAGACGAACUGUUUGAGAUCUAAGAUCUACCCCUUCUCUGUGAUCAAGGCGCAGAGCGGAAGCGUAGAGGGCGAACAGACAAGGCUAUGGCUGUGGUUCGAUUAUAAAAUAAGGUCGAAGAAAGUCUCUUGUGUUUCUUUGGAAAUGAGGUCGCUUGAGAACUGCUGAAGGAGAGAGGGAGGAGGAGGAGGAGGAGGAGGAGGAGGAGAGGAAAAAGGAAGCUUUUUUAUUGGCGAAGAGCGAGUCUCUCGGUUGCUAUAACAGGGGAAGUGGAGCGAGGAAGCUGCUGCUUGCAUCUAUUUGCUUCGAGCAAUGGACGCCUACGAGGCGACGAGAGUAGUGCUGUCGAGGAUCCAAAGCUUGGACCCGGAGAACGCCCACAGGAUCAUGGGGCUGAUCUUGCUGCAGGAGCACGGCGAGCAGGAGAUGAUUCGCUUGGCCUUCGCCCCGGAGACGCUGCUCCAGUCCGUGGUCUUGAAAACCCUAAAGGAGCUGGGUCUCGCACCGCCCUCGAUUCCCGGAACCCCUUCUGGCGAUGCCUCACCGUUGCUCCUCCGCCAGAACUCCACCUCGCGCCUGCUAGCGGCCUCCUCGCCAUCCUCGUGGGCUCCGCCCCCCGUUUUCUCCCGCUCCAACAGCGGCAUGGGCGGCGAUGGUUUGAGUCCGUCGUUGGAUGAGCACCAGAGCUCUGACGAGCUCGUUAGCCCCAAUAAUCUCGGCCUCUCGCCCUUCUAUGGCGGCGCCGACCUCAUUGAUGAUUUCCACCUAGCGGACCAGUUGUCUUUCCUCGGCGACCACGGCACAGCUCCCAAUUCCAGCCAUGCCCUUUCCGUCGCUGCGAACGCCGGCAGGGGCAGCGAUGCGUUCAACCGGGACAUCGAUUGCCGGAGCCCUAUCGGAAACGGCGACGGCGCGAUGCUCCCCAACAGGAUGGGCUGGGGCAUCAACAGCUACCACCACUGCCGAAGCAGCUCCGCCGCGGACAUUUGCCUCGGCGACCCGGCCUCGGGGUACGGCUGGAAGCCGUGCCUCUACUUCGCGAGAGGCUAUUGCAAGAAUGGAAGCGCUUGCAGGUUUCUCCACGGGCUCCCGGAGGAUGGCGCGGCGGAUAAAAUGGACGCAGCGGUGGAGCAGCAAUGCCAAGAGCUUCUGCAAAGAUCGAAGAGCCAGAGGAUAGGCGACGUCUCGCAUCUUAUGGCGUCCGCCUUCCCCUUCUCACCUACCGGUUCGGUGCCGCCGUCGCCUUCGUCUUCCUCGAGCAAAUGCCUCAACUUCUGGCUUCAGCACCAGCAAAAUGAAAGCCAAAGGGUGGCGACUGCGGCAGCGGCAGCUGCAGCAUUGAUGUUGGCUGGAGACGAUUCCCAUAAGUUCAUAGGUACAUCGAGAAUGGAAAGAAACGAUUUGAUGACAAAUCCUGGCUCAAGGCAGAUCUACUUGACCUUCCCAGCUGACAGCACAUUCAGUGAAGAGGAUGUCUCCAAUUACUUCAGCAUUUACGGGCCAGUGCAAGACGUGAGAAUCCCAUUUCAGCAGAAGAGAAUGUUUGGCUUCGUGACCUUCGUCUACCCGGAAACUGUGAAGUUGAUCCUAGCCAAGGGGAACCCUCACUUUGUCUGUGAUUCCCGGGUUCUCGUUAAGCCUUACAAGGAGAAGGGGAAGAUUCCUGAAAAAUUCAGGAAGCAGCAGCAACAAGCUGAGAACUUGGACCUCCAACAGCUUGUGGGUACGCGGAUGAUGUUGAAUAAUGGCAGUUUCAAUCAGGAACUACUACUAAGAAGAAAGCUAGAAGAGCAGCAACAAGCAGCAGAGCUGCAGCGAGCAAUUGAACUGCAAGCUAUGCGAUUUACGGGGCUCCGGCUCAACCUAAACAACAUAAGCUUCUCAUCUGCUCCAGCAUCCAUCAAUUCUCCCUCCCUUACGGCCACACAACCAAUUGGUAGUGUGGAUAGCAGCAAUAAUGGUUCCAACAUCUGCAGCAGCAGUAGCCAGGAGGAUUCACUGAAUGAGGAGAAGAGCCUCAGUGUUGCUGAAACAGAAGAGAAAUCAAAUGGUGAUGAUAAGAAUGCAGCUGCUGGUGAAUCAAACCUCAAUGAAGACGGCGAUUUGCAAGAAAGCGCUGAUCAUAACUUGCCUGAUAGCCCAUUUGCCUCCCCGGCCAAAUCACUCUUCAUGCUCGAUUCACUCCCUAACAAUGAAGAUGGUACUUCUGUUGUGAAUACAAGCAACAAUGACGACCAUCUAAUAGCCUCCACAUUGUUGCCGAUCACGUCUUUGCCUGACAAGCCCUCUCUAAGCGCAUGCUUCCUCCACAUGCCAAGGUUGCCCUCUGGCCAUGGAGCUGUUGGAAUGUGAAGUUCAAUAUAGCCAAGGGGGAGUGAGCGAGCUCACCCCAUCCAUGUAAGACUCAGUCCAAUAUAGACUCCAUUAGGGGAUCGUGAUCCCUCUCUUUUCUCUCUCAAACUUUUGAUUAUGCAAAAAAGAUAGUGGAAUAUAGCAAAAGAUAAGUUGCAAACGUCCCUGUGUGUGUUUCUCCCUUCUUUUUCCAGCAGUUUUCCAUUGUAAGCUUCAUGGGAAGGCAGUCUAGCCUACCAUUUACUCAUCCAAUUCGCUACUCACAUGCCUUGUACUAAUUACUGUGAUUUCCACCAUAAGUGUUAGCUAUAUCACCACCCACCAAAAUACGACAAUCGUCCACACCAGGUACAGGAAACCCCGGGCAAGGUGACAGAAAAGCCGCACUGAGUCCUGAAAAAGAAUGGAUAGGUUCAGCAAAAGAGAGCAGGAGAGGUGAAGAAGGACCACUGUGAGGUGAAGAGCCAUGAAGGACCACAAGACGGAGCUGGAAGUUGUACAUGCAUGCAUGUGAUGUUCUGCGGUGAUCUUUUCCCCUUGUUCGUCCACUCCUUCAGUCUUUUACGUUUACUGAACCAACCAAUAUUGUAGCGGACCUCAAAAUACACAGAAUUAUUCACAAAUAAAUACUUUCUCUUCCCUUUUCUCCUUUUCUUUCCGUAAGCAAGUAGUUAUGCCUAUGUUCCUCGUUGUGUUCAGCAUCAAAUUAAAAAGACAUGAUGUUGACUAUGAUCUAAUAAUCCGAAUUCUGACUCCUAAGAGGAGCAACAUUCAAA
Zingiber officinale is the source of this 3337-nucleotide messenger RNA. Its product is annotated as zinc finger CCCH domain-containing protein 53-like. Lineage: Eukaryota; Viridiplantae; Streptophyta; Magnoliopsida; Zingiberales; Zingiberaceae. Bases 522 to 2561 code for a protein of 679 amino acids. The record is from RefSeq and is a predicted model, not a curated record. Gene Ontology annotation, molecular function: metal ion binding; RNA binding. The transcript has 9 exons.